Lotus japonicus is the source of this 2393-nucleotide messenger RNA. RefSeq lists its product as uncharacterized. Bases 360 to 2030 code for a protein of 556 amino acids. Gene Ontology annotation, biological process: sesquiterpene biosynthetic process. The transcript has 2 exons. Gene Ontology annotation, molecular function: cyclase activity. The record is from RefSeq and is a predicted model, not a curated record. Lineage: Eukaryota; Viridiplantae; Streptophyta; Magnoliopsida; Fabales; Fabaceae.
AAUUUUUUCCAUUUUUCUUCUUUCUUGUUGUCCCUUGUUGCUAGAAGAAGAAAAAUAUAUAUAAUCUUUCCACCCACCCAAUGAAAUUUCAACCUGUCCCUUCGUUUUCUGUUGGCAAGUGGCAUUAAGCAACCUGUGUUUGACCAUUCCAUUUGUUUAGCCUCCGAAGUUUGCAAAGUACCAUUCUUCUCUUGCCAGCUCCGAAUGUUCCCACACGAUUGUCUUGUUCUUACCUUGUGAGUUUUGCAGAGAAUAUCACUCUUACUUGGAUUCAACGCCUUCUUCAUCUUUUGUCGCCUAAUAGUGUUUGUUCUGUGUGUCCUUACCACUGAUUGUAAGGUUCUGAUUUUCAUAUCAGAAUGGUUUCUGUUGAUAAUGGUAAGGAUGAGAUUGAGGAAUGUAGUAAUGGAAGUAAAGUGAAGGAGUUAAGCCUAGAUGUUUCGAUGUCUCGAAGAACAAUGCUAGACAGUGAAAACUCUCAGAGGAAGUACCAGGGUACCGCGAGUUCUAUUCCUGAUAGGCUCAAGUUCUUCAAAUUUGGUUCUGCAUCUGCGAAAUUCAAGCGGAUUGCUUCCGAUAGGGACCAGAUUUCACAAUUGGUGCCUUCUCCGAGUUCGCGUAGCAUAAGAGAACGCUUCAGUGGCAUGUUUUCUAAGAAACUUGACUGGGGUUCAAUCAAGAAGAUGUGCAGAGAAUGGAUUAGGGAUCCGAUGAACAUGGCCCUUUUCGCGUGGAUCCUCUGUGUCGCUGUUUCGGGUGCGAUUCUGUUCCUUGUAAUGACUGGCAUGUUGAAUGCGGUGCUGACGAAGAAGUCCCAAAGGAACGCGUGGUUUGAAGUGAACAAUCAAAUACUGAAUGCGCUGUUUACGCUAAUGUGUUUAUACCAGCAUCCGAAAAGGAUCUACCACUUUGUUCUUCUGUGCAGAUGGGGUCCAAAAGAUAUCCCCAGACUUAGAAAGGUGUACUGCAAAAAUGGAACUUAUAAGCCCCAUGAAUGGGCACACAUGAUGGCAGUGAUCAUCCUCCUUAAUGUGAACUGUUUUGCGCAAUAUGCACUUUGUGGUCUAAACUUGGGGUAUAAAAGAUCUCAGCGCCCGGCCAUAGGAGUUGGAAUAUGCGUAUCUUUUUCAAUUGGUGCACCUGCAAUUGCUGGUCUGUAUAGCAUUCUUAGCCCAUUAGGUAAAGAUUAUGAUUCUGAGAUGGAUGAAGAGGCACAGGUUCAUAUUCCGGAUGCUCAAAAGCUGAGAGUGACACCAUUUGAGAAGAAGUAUUCAUUUUCAUCCAGAGAUCAGCGAAGGAUUAUUGAAAAUAGACCAAAGUGGAGUGGAGGGAUACUCGACCUUUGGAACGAUAUCUCUGAAGCGUAUCUCUCGCUUUUCUGUACUUUUUGCGUCUUCGGUUGGAACAUGGAGAGACUCGGCUUUGGAAACAUGUUUGUUCACAUUGCCACUUUCAUGCUGUUCUGUAUGGCUCCCUUUUGGAUUUUUAUCUUGGCUGCUGUUAAUAUUGAGGAUGACACCGUUAGGCAGGCUCUAGUAGGUGUUGGAAUCAUUCUAUGCUUUUUCGGUAUGCUUUACGGUGGCUUUUGGAGGAUCCGGAUGAGAAAUAGGUUCAAUCUGCCUUCUUAUGACUUCUGCUGUGGCAAGCCUUCAGCUUCUGAUUGCACGCUUUGGCUAUUCUGUUGCUGGUGCGCUCUCGCUCAAGAAGUGCGGACAGCGAAUUCCUAUGAUAUCGUAGAAGAUAAAUUCUACAAGAAAGGAAUCUAUGCGGAUGACCAACCGCAAAUUUCACCUUUGCCUCGUGAAGAUGUGGCAUCAACCAAAUCUGGCACAAGUGGCACAAGUUCUCCCCUGGGUUUCAACUCUUCUCCCUCUAGGUUCAAACCAUCUAGUCCUCUAAGCAGUCCCUUUAAGGGACGUUAUAAUCCAGAUAGGCCAUUAUCUUCAGUAACAGAAGAGGUUCCGGAAAAGGCGAAAGAUGGAGUAAUGAACCCACCAACUCCACCAUCAAUACAUAGAGAAUCUCCUUAGUCCCUGAAGAUCAAAAUCAGGGAUCUUUUCUGUUUGCGAUUUGUAUAUACGGCAUAGUCCAUUAAGUUUUGGGUUCAAUGCUUCUUUAUUCAUUGUUUUGCUCUCUCAGUAUCUUGCACUCAUUUGUAUCACCCAUUUAAUUCAGGAAGCAGAUUUUAAAUGUUGAUCUUGAUCAUCAACUUUGUUAUGUAAUUGAGUAGAUGUCUGUGUGAAACCAAGCUCCUUUCUUUCUUUUUUGAGGUUUUCUUUAUAUAUUCCCCCUAUAUGAAAUGCACUUAAGCAACAGAUGUUGAUUGUGGAAGAUUGUAAUUUACAUUCUUAACCUCUAUUCCUUCUUGUGAGAGUAAAGCUUAUGAUUUUGGA